GCAGCGGGAUCUGCUCAGUAGGCAGCAGCAAGUGCAGCCAAGACGAGCGGACUCUGCGCUGCUUCGUGAGGGAACACCGCACUGAUGAGGGGACCGUCGCUGAGAACCGUCUCACAUUACUCCUGCUGAUUACCGUGACACAUCCAUCAACGCGUCCCUCCGCCUUCCGCCGGGAUUUCACCGCCGCUGAGAGGGUCUGUCUUUCGGAGGACGUGCUUGUUUUUCUUUUUCCUCCGGGAGGCUGAAUGGAAGCAGCAGCCGAGGGAGCGGUCGGGCUGUCGGAGGCCGGGGAAGGGAGCCCUCUAUCCGGGGCCACAGCAUCCGAUGAUGGGGAGACGGUUGUGGGAGUCAGCUACGGGAUGGACGCCGCAGACAUGGAUGCAGCUGCCAGGAAAGCCUUCAUCACAGAGAUGCCCUCAUCUUCAGGCCAGCCUGGUCAAGGAAAGAAGAUUGGCCACAGAGGGGUGGACGCCUCAGGAGAAACUACGUACAAGAAGACCACAUCAUCGGCGUUGAAAGGUGCCAUCCAGUUGGGAAUCGGUUACACAGUCGGCAACCUGAGCUCCAAGCCGGAGAGAGAUGUGUUGAUGCAAGAUUUCUACGUGGUGGAAAGCAUCUUUUUCCCCAGUGAAGGGAGCAACCUCACUCCAGCCCAUCAUUUCCCAGACUUCCGCUUUAAGACGUACGCUCCUGUGGCCUUCCGCUACUUCAGAGAACUGUUCGGCAUCAGGCCGGACGACUACCUGUACUCCCUCUGUAACGAGCCUCUGAUCGAGCUGUCCAACCCCGGAGCGAGCGGCUCCGUCUUCUACCUUACGAAGGACGACGAGUUCAUCAUCAAAACCGUGAUGCACAAGGAGGCUGAGUUCUUACAGAAGCUGCUGCCUGGAUACUACAUGAACUUGAAUCAGAACCCUCGUACGCUGCUGCCCAAGUUUUUUGGCCUCUACUGUGUCCAGUCGGGCGGGAAGAACAUCCGCGUGGUGGUCAUGAACAACGUGCUGCCCCGCGUGGUCCGCAUGCACCUCAAAUUUGACCUGAAGGGCUCCACCUACAAGAGGCGAGCGUCGAAGAAGGAGAGGGAGAAGGCCAAGCCCACGUUCAAAGACCUGGACUUCAUGCAGGACAUGCCGGACGGACUGAUGCUGGACCAGGACACAUACAACGCCAUGGUUAAAACUCUACAGAGAGACUGUCUAGUGCUGGAAAGCUUUAAGAUCAUGGACUACAGCUUGCUGCUCGGGGUCCACAACAUGGACCAGGCGGAGAGGGAGAGGCAGAUGGAGGGGUCACAGGGCGGCAGCGACGAGAAGAGGCCCGUGGCCCAGCAGAAGGCCCUCUACUCCACCGCCAUGGAGUCCAUCCAGGGCGGCGCCGCCUGCGGAGGGUCCAUCGACACUGACGACACGAUGGGUGGCAUUCCAGCGGUAAAUGGAAAAGGAGAAAGGCUUCUUCUCUACAUCGGCAUCAUCGAUAUUCUACAAUCCUACAGGCUAAUAAAGAAACUGGAGCACACGUGGAAGGCUUUGGUUCACGAUGGGGACACCGUGUCGGUCCACCGACCGGGUUUCUACGCCGACAGGUUCUUCAAGUUCAUGAGCAGCACGGUGUUCAAGAAGAGCUCAUCUCUGAAGUCCUCUCCGUCUAAGAAGGGCCGCGUGUCGUUGUCGGUGCCUAAAUGCACCGGUCCUGGAGCGGCGUGGUCCGCCAGCCAGCUCGCCUCCGAGAGGGACGAGAACAUCUACGACCUGAGAGGAGCCCGCAGCUUCCCAACGCUGGAGGACGAAGGUCGACCAGAUCUUCUUCCUUGUACUCCGCCGUCGUUUGAGGAGGCCACCACGGCGUCGAUCGCCACCACUCUUUCGUCCACAACGUCUUUGUCCAUCCCUGAAAGAUCUCCGUCUGACACGGCAGAGCAUCCGCGCUACAGGAGGCACACCCAGUCUCUCAGCCACGACGGAAGGACCCAGGAGGAGCUGCGUGUGCGCGAGGAGGACCAGCAGACCAUCACGGUGGAGGUGGAGCUGAAGAGACACGACAGCGAGCCGACCAUCUCCGCCCCGCAGCACUCACCUGACGCCAGCGAGCCUCUUGCCGCAGCCGACGCAGAAGAGGCCACGGCGCCCUCGACCUCUCCGGCGUGUCCGGUGGCGGAGGCGGCAUCCUCCACCGCCCCGGCUGCCGGUCCGUCUCCACCAGAGCCUGCCGAGGAAACCCCGCCCAAGCCCGAGAUGGUGGUGGUGGAGCCCGACGGGGCCAGCCAGAUGUCCGGAUCGGGCUGCACCAGCCAGGCUUCGGUCGACGAUGACGACGACGUGCCGGUCUCAGAUAUCUACUUCCCUCCAGAGGACAGGACCUGGGUGUACUCUCCGCUACACUAUGGCUCAGAGUCUAAGACCGUGCCAGAUGGGGAUUGGGAAAGAGAGACAUAAACCCUGUUUCUGUGGUGGAGAGAGAGACGGAGGGAGAGAGAAGGAGGGGAGUGAACGUCUCAGAAGAGAAGACUCAUCAGUCUGAGGUCCAGACCACAACAGCAGAAGCACGAUCUCUGCGUGCAGCAGGAUUGUAAGCAUAUCCGGAGGAAAAAGUGACAUGAACACCUGAGGAGUGAGGGGAAAAAAAAGAAAAAGAAAAAAAAACAACACCUGACAGUGAUGACUUCACUGAUGUCCAACCAUCCCUGCCUUUCACCCUCGACAGAUGAAAUUCAUUAUAUCGAUUUAAGGAUUUAUCUCUGUAUAUGUGUGACAUAGUCUGUGAAAGGCUGUAGUAGUAUAUGUUUGACAUACAUGCAACACCACUUCUCAAUCAGCCCCUCUUAACAGACUUUAAACAGAUUUUCUCACUGAAUCUACAGAGGCCGGGAGGUUUUGGAAACACACAAAACCUACUUUGUUUACAUAUCCGUACUCCUACGCUCUGAUGCGUUUAGGCAUCCGCAGUAUACAAGACAGCUAAUUAGGCGCAGUUUUUUUUUGUAAAGACAAGUGUGAAGAAGGCAGGUGACACAUUUCAGAGGUUCACCUUUAAGAAGUGCUCUCUUCAAGCACCACUUUUACAUUUGAGUCAACGUUGUUGGGUCUUAACAGAUUUAACGCGCUCUUUCCAGCAAUGUCACCAUGGUUUUUAUGUCCGAGGGUCCGGGGUCAUUUCACCGUUUCGCAUGUUAAUUUUGCGCCUGCCGGAGGAUUCUUCAAACCCAUAAUUAAAGGUUAUUUUAUGGACGGCUCAGCAACCUCUGCACUCAAUUUUGCUUAUUAGGGCAACAAAACCUAACUGGUCCUCUAAUAGACGGCUCAUCGGGUUUUGCACCUGCAAUGUUACAUUUUUAGGUUGCAGGACAUACGACGUACUUCUAAAAAGAGAAAAACGAUCAGUUUUCUUGAAUGUAACAUUUGACAUUAAUGGAAGUAGAGAAGGAAGAAAGAUAGUUUGAGACCAAACGACAGAAAAAUAUAUGAUUGAAUAAAUAAAAUAAAAUGAAACAUCACAAUCAAUCUAACUAGAGCGAUUACUAUGGAAAACCAACCAACCAGCUUUGCCAAUGCAGGUUCCUACCUUGGCAAGGGAUGGGAAUUAAACCACAGUUUCUGUCAAAGAUUAGACCUGUCCUAAUAUAACCACCAGAGCCUGCAGUGAUCCAUUUGACUGCAACUUUUUUCCCCCCACAUUGUGUCUUAACAACUCAAAAAAAUUUUACUUGGAUGGUAUUUGAUAUAUGUCUGUUGCAUAUUGUGCAGUGGAAGGUAAAUUGAUACAUGAUUUAGAAAAUAUUGUUUGAAUAAGUCUGGAAAUCGUGGCGUGCAUACGAGUCUAGCUCCGUGUAAUCAGUUGUUCAACUAACAUGUAAACAAGGCCCAUCUGUGUGUAAUUUAAUCUUCAAUCUCAGUGUACAUACUUUUGCCAAGGCACUGCCAAAAAAAAAGUCCUCAUUAGAUCAAACAAAGAAAACAACCAUCUCCAAAUGGCGAACUGCGUAAGUGCUCGUCACACGAAAGGUUUCCGAGCGAAACAGCUCUUAGGUCGACCACAGCCUCGUGUCCGGCCAAGCGCUCCGGCUGAGAGCCUCUUUAGCUCCAAAUGUUGCGGCGGGCUUAAUGUGGUGUAAACUCGAAACAGAUUUGAGAGAAUUCAGUGAGAAAACCUGCAGGGCUCUGCAUCAAAAACCAUCAGCAGCGCAUUUCUGUCAUCCGCACAUUCCUAGAAGAGGAAAAAUAUGCAGCGUAGUUUAUAAGAGAAGGAGCAAAACGGGAGGUUUAGCUAAAAUUCUUAGUGAAUUUACACAAUAGAUGUAAUUUAUACUUAAUUUAUAAUAGUUUCUCCAUAUCUUUCUUUAAGUGUGUUCCACUUUAGGAUUCGCCCAAUAGUGGGGGGGGGGCGGUUUCCUUUACAAAAAGCUUUCUUAAAUGCACCCAAAGAGCUUUGAUUUUAGCCGUUUAAAUGCAGUGUUGGUACAUUUUUCAGUGCGCUGAAACAAACGGGGAUUUUUCUUCCACACAGCUGACGUCAAUCGCCACAUAGAAGCUACAGACAUUGUCAUGAGAGAGGAUUUUUUUUUUAAACUCCAUUGCAGUGUCUUCCAGUUGGAGCCCCACCUUUUGGACAAAUGCACAAAAAAAAAAGGAUUCAGAGUUCGAACGGUGGAUGAUGGGGGGGUAAAUAUCAGUGACAUGUUUCCUCUUAGCAAUCCCCUCCUCGCAUCAGAAACCCACCGAGUGAACGGUUCCGACGUUUUGUAGUUGUAGACUAUCAGUUGUAGUGUUUGCAGUCAAUAUCGUAGCUGUUAUCUGUAUAUUUGGAUGAAAGCACUACAUUGCCAUGUUGACGCAGUUUGUGAAUGAGCUAAACUUUGUUUGCACUUAAUACGGGGACCUGAGCGAUGAACCAGUGAUAGAGGCCAAAUAAAACACGCACCACAUUACGCAGAAGUCAUACAGCUGCAUCUCAGUAAACGAGAACAUUGUCAAAAAGUUUGGGGGGGGGGUUGGUACAUUUUGAAAUGUACUUCAAAUGUGUAUUUCUCUGUUUAAAUUUGAAGGUUAUGGUUUGCAGAAAAAAAUAAAUCCAGUUUCUGUAAAUUGACACAAGAUUCAAUAAUGCAGAUGACCUGAAGGCCUUUAUGAAAGACUUCCAUCACACAUGCGCAGAGCCAGGGGUUGAUCGCUUCCAUGCUACGCCGCAUUGACACAGUAACUUUUGCAAAGAAAACCUUUGCUUUUCAUUCAUACACUACACAGUUCAUGUAGAAGCUGUUCGUUUGGGCAUCAACUGCUUUAUUUUUCUUUUUUUGUCAUACAUAACUUGAGUUUGAACUUUAGCUGAAACCCAUAAUCAUCAAAAUUACCACAAAUAAACACAUGAAAUACACCACUGUGCGUGUAAUGAACCCAUUUACAACAGGAAAGUCACAGCUUACUGAAAUAAAUGAACCGUAAUGUUCCGAUUUACUGAGAUGCACUUGUAGUUGUUUUUUUUCUCUCUCUCUCUCUCACACACACAGAUGCUGACAUUUAUUUUACAACUGUGUGUGCGUGUGUGUAUCAUUUUAAAUGUUAGUGUCUGCUGUAGGGUCUGUGCUUCAUAUCUUUGGGUUUCAACUUAAAAAUAUUUUUGCAAACUCAAGAGCGACUUCCUUCCUUCAGUCGGUUUCUACAUGCGCUCGUGAGCGUAAAGGAGGACCCGUCGACGUCUGCGAUGCAAAACAGAAAUCGGUUUGUUCUCCUGAUGUGCAGUGGCCAGUUAUCAGUUUGCUGUUCGUCAGAUGAAGACCACAGCAGCAUUUUUUUAUUUUUGUACAGUCUGUUGUUUGUUUUUUUCGCCUUAUCUGAAAGUUUUACACGUGGGUCUAUUGUUUAUUAUAUAUAUCUUUUUUUCCACCUGUAUUUAUUUUUUUUUCCUUCCUCGUUGCUGUUUUCUUGAGAAUAUGUACAUAAAUCUAUAAAUACAUAUAUAAAGAUAUACAAAUAUAUUUUCCAUUUGAAUCGGAGAAUCUUAUUUUUAUUUGGUUUUAUUUUUGCUGCUGGGUAAGAAGCGAUUGCAUGGCUGCAAUCUACAUAAUUUAAACCACAUUCUUCAGUGUGUCUGUCAAGAUGCAGCUGCUGUGCAUCGGCGGCGCGUCAAACCCACAGCUGUUCCUUUGUAUGAUUUCUGAAACUGAAAGACUUGUGGGUUUUUAUCGUACAUGCAAAUCGAAUAGGGAUUCUUCCAACUGUUCAAGCCGUGUCGUGUUUGUGUUCUCAAAUCGCCGUGUGCCCUCGUCCGAUAGGGAGAGUCCGUUGCAGAAGACAUAGCAUGAUUUCACAAAUAAAUAUGCAUAUCAGAAACGUGUAUUUUAUGUAUAUCUGUGUACAUUCAUCUAUUUAUAUAUGGGAGUAAAUAGAUGGCUGUGUGUGUGCGUGUGUUUGGACUCAAUCAGAAUGAAUAUGAAAUAAAGCAGUUCUAUGAAUUGUCCAUG
Messenger RNA from Poecilia reticulata (guppy), 6454 nucleotides. RefSeq names its product phosphatidylinositol-4-phosphate 5-kinase, type I, gamma a (gene pip5k1ca). Gene Ontology annotation, molecular function: 1-phosphatidylinositol-4-phosphate 5-kinase activity. NCBI's taxonomy places the organism in Eukaryota, Metazoa, Chordata, Actinopteri, Cyprinodontiformes, Poeciliidae. The record is from RefSeq and is a predicted model, not a curated record. Gene Ontology annotation, biological process: phosphatidylinositol phosphate biosynthetic process. Gene Ontology annotation, cellular component: plasma membrane.